GGCCACAGAAUUGUUACUCAGGGACAGACAGAAUUGUUACUGAGUGCCAGAGAAUUGUUACUUAGGGCCACAGAAACGUUAUUAGGGCCACAGAAUUGUUACUCAGGGACAGACAGAAUUGUUACUGAGGGCCACAGAAUUGUUACUCGGGACACACAGAAUUGUUACUCAGGGACAGACACAGAAUUGUUACUGAGGGCCACAGAA
Messenger RNA from Staurois parvus, 207 nucleotides. The record is from the annotation of a GenBank genome assembly. NCBI's taxonomy places the organism in Eukaryota, Metazoa, Chordata, Amphibia, Anura, Ranidae.